This is a messenger RNA of Onthophagus taurus, 737 nucleotides long. RefSeq lists its product as uncharacterized. Lineage: Eukaryota; Metazoa; Arthropoda; Insecta; Coleoptera; Scarabaeidae. The record is from RefSeq and is a predicted model, not a curated record.
AGUCCACAGUCCAUUGGUCACACUAAUACAUCAGUAAGCUUCAAAGCUUCGUACUAUGAAGUAGCAUCUUUACAAAAACUAGACACCAACAUUAACAAGAUAUUUAAGUCAACCAUUUAAAACAAAUUAUGAGACAUAAAUUUAUCUUCAAAACGACGUUGUUGUUUUUAAUAACGGCAAGCGUGGUUUUAUCGUUUGAUUCAACAUCAAAUCAGGAACAAAAUAACCAACAUAAAAUUCAGAAAAGAGCGUCACAAAAACCGGGAUUUUUUAAAACGUUAUUUUCAGUUAUCUAUGAGCAAUGGGCUGAUACAAAAGACACAGUUAACACAGUGUCGAAAAUGGUUAACGAAAAUAUUAUUGACGACAGGGAAGCUGCUAGACGCAAAGCCAAAACAGAACCUCCUCCAACAAACGGAUCAACAACAGAAGCACCUUAUAUGUUAACAAGAAGCGAAUUAAAUAGAAUUUUAAGGAGGAAUUUAAAGGGGUUAUUAAGACUUUAUAACAUAGAAUUGAACGACGCUUUAAAGACUUCUUAUAGAAACAAUAAAGAAUGGAGAAAAAAUGUUUCUUCAGAAGUAUCUAAAUAUUUAUAAAUCAGACGAGAACGGAAUUAUAUUUGCUCAAAUUUUGUAAAUUUCUUUGUAAAUAGAACAAUUAGAAAGAUUGUAAAUUAUUAAUAAAAAAACUUUAACAAAAGGAUGUAUAAAUGGAUGUAUAACUGGUUGCUUGCA